Molecule: messenger RNA, 1128 nt
Organism: Symbiodinium sp. CCMP2456
Lineage: Eukaryota; Dinophyceae; Suessiales; Symbiodiniaceae
Source: the annotation of a GenBank genome assembly
AUGAACAUGCGCUCAUAUGUCAAGUGCCCCUGGCCCGGCAGUGCAACACUUGUGCUUCGAAUGGGUUCAGGCCACAAGGCCUGCAAGGCCUGCACGGCAGAGGGUGCUUGGCCCAAUGAGACUUUGCGGCUUCUGCGCUGCGGUGGCUUUGCUGAUGGGGUCCGACACUCAAUGACUCAAAGUAGAGGGUCAAUUCUUGACGGCGUAGCAACACAGCAGUCCCAAACAUGUGACAGGGUGACGUCGAAAACUCUCUGCCCCGCCCUCUUCUUGCAGAGUUCUUGCUCAAACCGUAUUGUCAGAUGUAUGCAAGUGCACGCAAGCUCUUCGGAUCUCGAAGCAAAUUAUCACGGCUUCUCCCUCCGACCCUUCGGUCGGAAUUCAACACAUGCCAUGGUGAGACGCCAUUGGCUGGCUUUCGUACCCCUAGGCCUGCUCUGCCACCGUUUGGCCUUCACGGGCUUACGAUGGCAACCAGCGAUUCGGCCGGUCUUCAGGCGAGCUGGUCAAGGCCCAUAUCCAGAACUAUGCGUCUUUGACCUGGAUGCCUGUUUAUGGGACAAGGAGAUGUACGAGAUGGAGGCGAUACCAAAGGACAGUGAUGUUGUCCUUGGCGACCUGCGUGGACGUGGUGAAGGUGUGACUGGCGUCAUGAGCGGUGCAGAUAAAAUUUCGUUGCACAAAGGAGCAAUGAAAGCUUUGCAAGACCAUGCGGAUGGUAAAUAUCCAGGCAUGAAGAUAGCUGUGGCCAGCAGCGCAGACACCCCCUUUGCUGAGAAGGUUGGUCGCAAGGCACUUUCGCUUCUGGAGGUGUUGCCUGGCGUGACAGUCUGGCAGCUCCUCUUGCGAGAUUGGGAGGGGAAGGACGUCAACCAGAUCGGCCGCCAGCCUCCCCUGUCCUCGAACAAGGCGAGGACACACUUUCCACGAUUGAAGGAGGCCACCGGUGUGUCGUACGACAGAAUGCUUUUCUUCGAUGAUUGCCUUUGGGGCGAUCACUGCGGCAUGGUCGCGCAGGCCUGCCGCGAAACGAACGGCAGAGGGGUGGUGACAGUCAGGACCCCAAGCGGGCUUGGAGAACGUGAGUGGGACCGUGGUCUCGCGAUGUAUGCUUCUGCCGGUCGCUAA